This is a messenger RNA of Penicillium cinerascens, 1662 nucleotides long. Its product is annotated as putative ER to Golgi transport protein (Sly41). The record is from RefSeq and is a predicted model, not a curated record. Lineage: Eukaryota; Fungi; Ascomycota; Eurotiomycetes; Eurotiales; Aspergillaceae. Gene Ontology annotation, molecular function: phosphoenolpyruvate transmembrane transporter activity; antiporter activity. Bases 1 to 1662 code for a protein of 553 amino acids. Gene Ontology annotation, cellular component: Golgi apparatus; endoplasmic reticulum. The transcript is spliced from 2 exons. Gene Ontology annotation, biological process: phosphoenolpyruvate transmembrane import into Golgi lumen.
AUGGCCACGACCACAGUAACCGGCCAUGGACGAAGGGCAUCCAUGCGGCAAGCGGAAUUGCAAGUCCCGACAAAGACCUCAACCUCACAACCCACGAGCAGCCCGGUCGAUCAGUUCCCUCCCUACGAAGAGACAUUUGACGCUGCCGCGGGGUCGGCUCGUCCGAACGCAAACCCCUCGGUGAAAUACGCUCCUGGCGAGCUGUGGGAGCCUCGAAACUCGGCUUUUUACUCUCGGGAACACGCCAAUGGAUCCGCGAGAAAUCCUAAACAUCGGCCACGGAAGAGUAUUAGCGAGGCCAUCUCCACAAUUCGGACACGCAACGGCAGCGUGAGUGCCAACGCACAGGAACUCGCGGAGGCACUCCGAGCGCCGGUGUCAUAUCGCCUGAUUGGUCUCUGCGUCAUCUGGUACUUUACGUCCGCCCUCACCAACACAUCCUCGAAAUCCAUCCUGAACGCUCUUCCGAUGCCCAUCACAUUGACCAUCAUCCAAUUUGCAUUUGUUUCAAUCUGGUGUCUGCUGCUGGUGUAUCUGUCCACGGUAAUCCCAUGGCUGCGCCAAAGCGUGCCCAUUCUCAAUCAUGGCAUUCGUUACCCAUCUCGCGACGUGAUCUCUACCGCUUUGCCCCUGGCCGUCUUCCAAUUAGCCGGGCAUAUCUUAAGCUCCAUGGCAACCUCCAAGAUUCCCGUGUCAUUGGUUCACACGAUCAAGGGCCUCUCGCCUUUGUUCACUGUUCUCGCCUACCGAAUUCUGUUUCGCAUUCGAUAUGCUAGGGCGACUUACUUAUCGUUGAUUCCUCUCACUCUUGGAGUUAUGCUUGCAUGCUCCACUGGAGUGUCUACCAAUCUGUUCGGGAUUCUCUGCGCGUUCUUCGCUGCGAUCGUCUUUGUAUCCCAGAACAUCUUCUCCAAAAAGCUCUUUAACGAAGUAGAGCGUUCUGAGACUGAUGCGCAACGUCCAGCACGGCGAAAGUUGGACAAGCUUAACCUGCUUUGUUACUGCUCCGGACUUGCUUUCUUCCUUACACUGCCGAUCUGGUUCGUCAGUGAAGGGUAUCCCUUGGUGGCUGAUUUCAUUAAGGACGGCGUCAUUUCGCUCUCAGGAAGACAGGGUUCUCUGGACCAUGGUGCCCUGAUGAUUGAGUUCGUCUUCAAUGGGGUUUCGCACUUUGCCCAAAACAUACUGGCUUUUGUGCUGCUCUCCAUGGUGUCCCCAGUGUCCUACUCGGUCGCCUCUUUGGUCAAGCGGGUGUUUGUCAUCGUGGUUGCGAUUGUGUGGUUUGGAAGCUCAACCACCCCCAUUCAGGCUUUUGGUAUCGGUCUUACCUUCGUGGGUCUCUACCUCUAUGAUCGCAACAGCCACGACGACGUGGCUGAUAAACGAGCAAAUGCGGACCACUUCCGCGCUCGGCAGUCUAUCUUGCCUACGAAUGUGCGGCAUUCCAGCAGGCCAUGGGAUUCGAAUGGCUACGCUUUCCCGGGGGGAAGAUCGUUUGAUGGGUCUACAUCUAACAGCUCCCACGUGUCCAAUGGCCCCAAGAAGGAGGAUGACGGACCUGGGCGUGUGCGGCCACGAGGCGCCAGUGUCUCUCGGAACUGGUUGCCCGGAACCAAGCAAGAAUCAACGUGGCAACCCAGAGAUUCCUCCGCAGCUGCAUAG